Diatraea saccharalis (sugarcane borer) is the source of this 1490-nucleotide messenger RNA. The record is from the annotation of a GenBank genome assembly. NCBI's taxonomy places the organism in Eukaryota, Metazoa, Arthropoda, Insecta, Lepidoptera, Crambidae.
GAACCUGGGAAGUGAACAAGAACCACUAAUAGUAGGCCAAGAGGUACAACAAUGUUAAACGUUGCUACAAACAAGCAUGUGUUAUUAUACUUAAUUUGUACGAUGCUAUGUUAUAAUGCCGUUAAAACUUUUUAAUAUUUUUUUUUUUUUUUUGAUAAAAUGCUGUUUCGUUAAAAAAUUUAUAUGGCAUUGAAUUUGCAAUUGAUUUCUGAGACGCACGAUCGUGUUCAAAUUUUAAGGACAUUUAGAAAUAUUUUUUCAUUAAAAAAAUUCAGAAUAAUGGUAAUAUUCUGCAUUUUUUGAGUUUUCGUCUUUUUAAAGAAAAUGUUUGCUGGUUGGAAAGGGUUAAUAGUUAGUGCAGGUGCCCAAGAUGGUAUACAUGGUAUCGGUAAACGUAUAAGAAUUUUUCUAUAAGACAUCAUUUUCAUUUUCAGAAUAGUCAACAAUGACUUUAACAGCAACAACUAAGACAACUGUUAUAGAAAGGUUGGAAUGCAGUGAAUUCAAUGAAGAGAAUGACACGACAGCUCUGAUUGUAUACAAUAGCCAACAAUAUGAACAGAAAGAUGCUUACGAUCGAAUGUUGCCAAAAAAUGAGUUCCGUUUCAUGUCCCCCGUACGCAAAUGGGAGAAGCGCAUCGGUUUCAUCACGCCCAUCCGAUGGAUAAAUUUAAUCACAAUAAGCUUAUCCCAUGUGAUUAUAACGGCGUGGUUUCUUCACACACUUAUAUUUUAUCCAAAAUUGUUCCAGUUGACAGAUUUGAGCUAUGCUGUGCUUAUCGGAAUCAUAGCUGGAUUUGGAGUUACUGGAGGAGCACACCGUUUCUGGAGUCAUAAAACUUUCAAAGCAAAAUGGCCCUUGCAAGUUAUCUUAGCAAUAUGUUUCUCAGCUUCAGGUCAAAAUAACAUAUAUGAAUGGGUACGUGAUCAUCGAGUGCAUCACAAAUAUUCUGAAACAAUAGCUGAUCCCCAUGACGCGAACCGAGGAUUCUUCUUCUCACACGUCGGAUGGCUUAUGAUGAAAAAACACCCAGAAGUGCUGAGACAGGGUGCCAAGAUCGACAUGUCUGAUAUCACCAGUGAUCCGCUUAUACAGUUCCAUAAUAGUAACAUUAUGCCGGUCGAAAACUAUGGUGUCUCUUUUAUGGCAUUGGGUGAAGGUUGGCACAAUUACCACCACACUUUCCCAUGGGACUACAAAGCUGCAGAACUUCCCUAUACGACGAACUUGACGACUGUUCUACUUGAUAUAUUCGCAGCUAUAGGAUGGGCGUACGAUCUAAAAGUAGCUCCUCCAUCACUGAUCAAAACUGUUAUUGAGAAUAGAGGAGACAUUACCCAACAUUCACUUUAUAAACCUGAUAGUAAAAUUCAUUAGUAUUACAGUGCCAGUUUUCAAUGUACCCUUGAAAAUUAAUGAAAGGAAGUCUAAAACGAUCAUACAUAGAAAUAGACGUGCAGUUUACGCCGACACUCAAAGCCUACCGCCA